GAUGCCAUAACCGAGAUGGACGAGCACAACCGGCCCAUCCACACGUACCAGGUGUGCAAUGUGAUGGAGCCCAACCAGAACAACUGGCUGCAAACCACCUGGGUGUCCCGCGACGCCGCGCAGAAAAUCUACGUGGAGAUGAAGUUCACCCUGCGGGACUGCAACAGCAUUCCCUGGGUGCUGGGCACCUGCAAGGAAACCUUCAAUCUCUACUACAUGGAGUCAGAUGAGCCCCAUGGAGUAAAAUUCAAGCCAAACCAGUACACUAAAAUUGAUACCAUAGCUGCUGAUGAGAGCUUUACCCAGAUGGACUUGGGCGACCGUAUCCUCAAGCUCAACACGGAGGUUCGGGAAGUGGGGCCCAUCAGCAAGAAGGGGUUUUACCUUGCUUUCCAGGACAUUGGAGCUUGCAUUGCCUUGGUGUCAGUCCGUGUCUACUACAAGAAGUGCCCUUUCACGGUCAGGAACCUGGCCAUGUUUCCUGACACCAUUCCCAGGGUGGAUUCUUCCUCGCUGGUGGAAGUGCGGGGCUCCUGCGUCAAGAGCGCCGAGGAACGCGACACCCCAAAAUUGUAUUGUGGGGCAGAUGGGGAUUGGCUGGUGCCUCUGGGAAGGUGCAUCUGCACUGUGGGAUAUGAAGAGCUGGAUGGUUCCUGCCAUGCUUGCAGGCCUGGAUUCUAUAAAGCAUUUGCUGGAAAUGUGAAGUGCUCCAAGUGCCCUCCACACAGUUUGACUCACACAGAAGCAACUUCUGUCUGUCAGUGUGAGAAAGGUUAUUUCAGAGCUGAGAAGGACCCACCAACUAUGGCAUGUACCCGGCCGCCCUCCGCCCCGAGGAACGUGGUGUUCAACAUCAACGAGACGGCGCUGAUGCUGGAGUGGAGCCCCCCGAGCGACACGGGCGGCAGGAAGGACCUGACCUACAGCGUGGUGUGCAAGCGCUGCGGCUCGGAGGCCGGGCGCUGCGAGCUGUGCGGCGGCGGCCUGCGCUUCGUGCCGCGCCACAGCGGCCUCACCAACGCCUCCGUCACCGUGCUCGACUUCGUGGCCCACGCCAACUACACCUUCGAGAUCCAGGCCUCCAACGGCGUCUCGGAGCUCAGCUUCUCCCCCAAGCAGUUCACGGCCAUCACCGUCACCACCGACCAAGAUGCACCCACCUUGAUAGGUAUGGUAAGGAAGGACUGGGCUUCCCAAAACAGCAUUGCCCUCUCCUGGCAAGAGCCGGACUUUCCCCAAGGAGCAAUUCUGGACUACGAGAUCAAGUACUAUGAGAAAGUCUACCCACGGAUAGCGCCGGCAUUUUGGCACUACCUGCGGGUAGAAGAGCAUGAGCAGCUCAGCUAUUCCUCCACAAGGUCCAAGGCUCCAAGUGUUAUCAUCACAGGUCUCAAGCCAGCCACCAAGUACAUAUUUCAUAUCAGAGUCAGGACGGCAGCAGGAUACAGCGGCUAUAGCCAGAAGUUUGAAUUUGAAACUGGAGAUGAAACUUCUGAUAUGGCUGCAGAGCAGGGACAGAUUCUUGUAAUUGCCACUGCUGCUGUUGGUGGAUUCACUCUCCUGGUCAUCCUCACUUUGUUCUUCCUCAUCACUGGCAGAUGCCAGUGGUACAUAAAGGCCAAGAUGAAAUCUGAGGAGAAAAGAAGGGCUCAUUUGCAAAAUGGACACUUACCUUUCCCAGGACUCAAAACCUACAUAGAUCCAGAUACAUAUGAAGACCCAUCCCUUGCUGUCCAUGAGUUUGCCAAGGAGAUUGAUCCUUCAAGAAUUCGUAUUGAAAGAGUCAUUGGGGCAGGGGAGUUUGGAGAAGUGUGCAGUGGGCGUCUGAAGACACCAGGAAAAAGAGAGAUCCCUGUUGCCAUUAAAACCCUGAAGGGUGGCUACAUGGACAGGCAGAGGAGAGAUUUCCUGAGGGAGGCCAGUAUCAUGGGGCAGUUUGAUCACCCGAAUAUCAUUCGCCUUGAAGGAGUUGUUACAAAAAGAUCCUUUCCGACCAUUGGGGUGAAGUCUCUCUCGAGGUUCCUGAGGGCAGGAUUUUUAAAUAGCAUCCUGGCCUCACAUCCAGUGGCAGGGGGUGGAUCUUUACCCCCCAGCAUUUCCUCUGGCAGACCAGUAAUGAUUGUAGUUGAAUACAUGGAGAACGGAUCCCUUGACUCCUUCCUGCGGAAGCACGAUGGGCACUUCACAGUGAUCCAGCUGGUGGGGAUGCUGAGGGGAAUUGCCUCUGGCAUGAAGUACCUGUCGGACAUGGGCUACGUGCACCGCGACCUGGCCGCGCGCAACAUCCUGGUCAACAGCAACCUCAUGUGCAAAGUCUCCGACUUUGGCUUGUCACGGGUGCUGGAGGAUGACCCCGAAGCUGCCUACACCACAAGUGGAGGGAAGAUCCCCAUCAGGUGGACGGCUCCCGAAGCCAUCGCUUACCGCAAGUUCUCCUCCGCCAGCGACGCCUGGAGCUACGGGAUUGUCAUGUGGGAGGUGAUGUCCUAUGGAGAGAGGCCCUACUGGGAGAUGUCCAACCAGGAUGUCAUUCUGUCCAUUGAAGAGGGCUACAGGCUUCCAGCUCCCAUGGGCUGCCCAGCUUCUCUCCACCAGCUCAUGCUUCACUGCUGGCAGAAGGAGAGGAACCACCGUCCCAAAUUCAGUGACAUUGUCAACUUCCUGGACAAGCUGAUCCGCAACCCCAGCACCCUUCAUACCCUAGUGGAGGAUGUACUUGUAAUGCCAGAUUCACCUGGUGAAGUUCCAGAAUAUCCUUUGUUUGUUUCAGUCAGUGACUGGCUGGAUUCCAUAAAAAUGGGUCAGUAUAAAAAUAACUUCAUGGCAGCAGGUUUCACAACUUUGGAUAUGGUUUCAAGAAUGACUAUUGAUGACAUUAGAAGAAUUGGAGUUGCACUCAUUGGACACCAGAGACGAAUAGUCAGCAGUUUACAGACUUUGCGGUUACACAUGAUGCACAUACAGGAGAAAGGAUUUCAUGUAUGAAAGUAAUAGAAGCAACUGUGUUUUGUGCCUCAGCAUUUCUAAAAUGGAAAAAUAUUCUCAUUCUUCCCUUCUGCUCUUCCCAACUUCGAGAACUGCAGUCUUCAGUUCAGACUAUACAAGUACUUCUAUGUUAAUGCUUCCAAACUGGAAUUUUUAAUCACACUGCACAGCUCCUCCACCAGUUCUCUGCCGAUAAAAUCCUUGGCCUACUGCAAGACUCUUGCUACACAUUGAUGAAUAACUCAGCAUGGAUGUGUAACUUUGUAUAACAGUAUUUGGGAAACUUUCAUGGACUUACUUGAAAGUAGUAAUCUAUUUGGCCUGGUGUGGCUUCUUUAUCGAUGUAUUUAGAAUUUGCUGGUAGAUCAAAAAGUAUUUGACUUCUUUCAUGUUCUGUGACCAUGUAACUUCCAACACCAAAUGUGCAAUCAAAAAGAAGUUUAACAUAAAUAUUUAUUUUAUUUCUUAAUUAAAUGCAAAUAUAUG
This is a messenger RNA of Oenanthe melanoleuca, 3471 nucleotides long. Its product is annotated as ephrin type-A receptor 6. The record is from RefSeq and is a predicted model, not a curated record. Gene Ontology annotation, biological process: cell surface receptor protein tyrosine kinase signaling pathway; protein phosphorylation; axon guidance. Gene Ontology annotation, molecular function: protein binding; ATP binding; transmembrane-ephrin receptor activity. The coding region runs from base 16 to 2985 and encodes 989 amino acids. The transcript has 17 exons. Gene Ontology annotation, cellular component: neuron projection; plasma membrane. Lineage: Eukaryota; Metazoa; Chordata; Aves; Passeriformes; Muscicapidae.